AUGCGCGUGUCUGGGCGUAGUUUUGGGGCUCCUUUCCAUGCUCCCCUAGGUUCGCGUACCCUGAGUUCGCUCCUGCUAGCGGCGGACUAUGCUGUGCGUGGACGGUUCUAUCUCGCCUUCCGGCGCUUUCCCCGCAUCCUCCGUAUCGACCGGCGCCCUGCCGAGGAUAAGAGCCAAGACACCUACCCGCUUCCUCUGGCCCCACUUUCAACCUACGUUUAUAUGCUGACGGUCACGUUGAGAUCCUGCUUUGAUGCGCUGCCGGCUCACAACGACGGGUACAAGAUCACGUUCAGCGCUCCCCGCUCCCAUGCGAUCUACACAUACGCUCGUAACUGGAUAUGCCGUUUUCCCAGUCUUGGCAUCCGUGUACGGCCAGACGGACGAGGACGGGCGCCUCAUCUCCUGCCCACCGACGAUGCUUCUCCAGAUAGCCCGGCCCUUGUCCCUUCAUCUCUGGCAAUCGCGUGGGACAUCGCCUUUGCGCGCUCGAAUAUGCAUGCCGCUGGAGGAUCGCUAUCCGGGCGCAUGGCGUGGGCGGCGCACCAGGAGGUCGGCGGACGAGAUGAACGCGCCUCCCAUGACGACCCGCUCUCCCGAUUCGAGUACGGUGUUCCUCGGGAGAAGACGCGUCCGGGGCCCGUGUUCACGUCCCUUUGCUUCCCUCCUUCCAGCACAUUCGUCUCUCCGUGUUUGGGAAUAGGGAACGAUCUGUACGAGGAGUAUUCAGGAACGGACAGUGUUGUUCUUCUCGUUUGA
Molecule: messenger RNA, 759 nt
Organism: Peniophora sp. CBMAI 1063
Lineage: Eukaryota; Fungi; Basidiomycota; Agaricomycetes; Russulales; Peniophoraceae
Source: the annotation of a GenBank genome assembly